Molecule: messenger RNA, 201 nt
Organism: Enterobius vermicularis (human pinworm)
Lineage: Eukaryota; Metazoa; Nematoda; Chromadorea; Rhabditida; Oxyuridae
Source: the annotation of a GenBank genome assembly
AUGAUGGAAACAAAGGGCGUUGACGAAGAAGAGGAACACCAUGAAUCUGUCAUUGACUGGGAUUCGCUGUUAAGUGCUGCCGAAAAUCCCGAACUUCAGGAAAUUCUUCGGUCACCAGUCGAAGAGGCUAUUCAUAUCCUAAAUUUUCUGAAAACGGGUAGUAUUGAAAAAAUUUACUUGACGGGGAUAAAUGAAGUUUAA